Molecule: messenger RNA, 1806 nt
Organism: Epinephelus fuscoguttatus (brown-marbled grouper)
Lineage: Eukaryota; Metazoa; Chordata; Actinopteri; Perciformes; Serranidae
Product: probable endonuclease 4
Exons: 8
Coding region: 628-1614 (328 amino acids)
Biological process (GO): base-excision repair
Cellular component (GO): nucleus; mitochondrion
Molecular function (GO): DNA-(apurinic or apyrimidinic site) endonuclease activity; phosphoric diester hydrolase activity; DNA binding
Source: RefSeq, a predicted model, not a curated record
AGCAAUAUGAUAGUCCAACAGGUUAAAGCAUUCACUCUAAGUCAAACUUGGCUUUACAGUCUAACAGGCUUAGAAAAUAUUGUCACUCUACUGUAUUGUAGCAGAGAAACCACCCAUUUAAUUUACCAGUACAUUCGAACAUGACAAUAACCAAAACCCCACAGAAUAUCUAGGCUCGUGUUACCAUGUUGAAAAUCGUCUGUUCAUUAACUUAGAAGAGAACAGAUGGUUCAAAUGCAUGAACUUACUUAAGUGCUACGCCCUGAUGGUGUCUGAUUUUAGUAGGUUUCGUUUUUGCAUAGUGCCACAACAUUUCCAGCUGACGGGAUUCACAUACGAAGAACCUGACAUCCUCCCUGAAGCAUUUCUGACCUCAGGCCUGGCGGAUCAGAAAGCCCGACCUGAGUAAUAUGUUAUUACGAGCUGUCAAAUCUGCAUUCAGCUCUGCCAAGCCACCCUCCAAGUCACUGAUGUAAACUACACCAGCAAAUGUUACCGUACCUGUUGUCCUGUCAACGUUAUCACAAGCUCAUCCGCAUUUAGGUAGCUAACACUAUAGCAUUAGAAGAGCUGAGCUUUCUCUUGCUAAAACUGGGAAAAACGUUUUAUAAAAAUCGAAGACACAGCAUGGCUCCAAAAAAGAGAGGAGCAAGGAAGAGGAAAACAGAGGAUGAUUUGGGAGGAGAAAAGGAGGCAGAGGCUACUGAAGAGAAGGAGACUGAGGAGAGAGGAGGCCUGCGGAGAAAGGACCGUGGGAAUAAGAAAUACAUUGGAGCUCAUGUUGGCAUUCAAGGUGGGAUAUGGAAAGCAGUGGAGUCCUGCACAGAGAUGGGUGGCAGCAGCUUCGCCCUGUUUCUGGGCUCCCAGCGCUCAUGGAAGAGGCCCGCACUGGACCAGAAAGCUGCAGCAAAGUUUCAGGAGCAGUGUUCCAUACAGGGGUACAACCCUGCUCACAUCCUGCCUCAUGGGUCCUACCUGAUGAACUGUGGAUCUCCUAAAGAAGAUGUGUUUGAGAAGAGCCAGGCCCUGCUGGUGGAUGAGCUCAGCCGCUGUAGCCUCCUGGGCCUCAAUCUUUACAACUUCCACCCUGGCUCCUCCCUGGGCUCCAUCACCGCAGAAGAGUGUGUGGAGAAGAUAGCAGGAGCUAUUAACCACGCUCACCAGCAAACACCUGCUGUGGUCACAGUGUUGGAGAACAUGAGCGGACAGGGCAGUACAAUAGGCGGUAAGUUCUCUGAGCUGAAGAGCAUCAUAGACAAAGUGAGAGACCAGACCAGAGUUGGAGUGUGUCUGGACACCUGCCACGCCUUCGCAGCAGGAUAUGACGUGGCUGCAGAGGGAGGAGUGAAGGCCAUGCUUGAUCAGUUUGAUCAGGAAGUGGGGCUCCACUAUCUUAAAGCUAUCCAUCUCAAUGACUCCAAAGGUCAACUAGGCUGCAACCUCGAUCGCCACGAAGACAUCGGUAAAGGUCACAUCGGAAUCUCUGCUUUCCGAGAUAUUGUCAAUGAGCCCAGACUGGACAACAUCCCUCUGAUACUGGAGACACCUGGACGGCCAGGAUUUGAGUAUGCUGAGCAGAUUGAACUUCUCUACUCCCUAUGUGAGAAAAAAUAGUAAGCACCAUUACUGUUGAAUUGGCUUUGCUAAACUGAGCCCUGCAAGGCCACAUGUCUGUUAAGAGAAUUUUGUUUGUCAAGGACCAAAGUGGAUGGGUGGGGAAGCCCGUUCUCUUAAAACCCACUCACAAUUUGUCUGUUUGUUAAUUUUCAUGUGAACAGUUCUGAACACGAGUUAAAUAAAUGUGUU